AUGGACCAUGUCAGCGCACUUUCAACAAAACCGCUCUCCGAAACCAAGUCGGGGCCCCCGGACACGCAACGCGAAGCGGCGUGGCUGAAGCGCAAAAAGGAAUUUCGUCGCUGGCAACGCCGCCGCUGCAAGAGUUUUACGGACUCCGACUUGGAUGAACUCCGAGCUUGCAUUGAACUCGGAUUCGGGUUCGAAUUUGAUUCCGCCGAUUUGGACCCCAAGUUGUCGAGUGCUUUUCCAGCUUUGGACUUUUACUGCGCCGUGAAUAAACAGUUCCACUCCAGGUCCAGGAGUGAUAGCUUGUCCAGGUCUUCUUCGUCGGUGACUGUUGCUAGCUCUGACUCUGACACGUCGCGGUCGUCUGCUGGAAGUUCCUCCAGUUCUCUUUUCGAGCCUGGUGAUGAUCCGGAGGUGAAGAAAACGAGAUUGAGGCAGUGGGUGCAGGUGGUGGCAUGCACAGUUCGACAAUGUUCGCCCAGAUGAAUGUUGUUUUAUCCAUGAUUAACUGGAGACUAAGAAAGAAUGAAAUAAUUGGCAACGUCAA
Molecule: messenger RNA, 544 nt
Organism: Coffea eugenioides
Lineage: Eukaryota; Viridiplantae; Streptophyta; Magnoliopsida; Gentianales; Rubiaceae
Product: zinc finger CCHC domain-containing protein 10
Exons: 2
Coding region: 1-483 (160 amino acids)
Source: RefSeq, a predicted model, not a curated record